AUGAAACUUCUCCUAUGAAACACACACAAGAUCAGAAUUAUUUGAGUCUCAAAACACAUCCUACUCCCUUUUCCUCAAAAAAUGGCACUGCCUUUGCUAACCAUAUUCUCAAUCAUUCUAUUCAGUUUCAUUUCAUCCCACCUCUACCAAAAGCUGAGGUUCAAGCUCCCGCCGGGCCCACGCCGGCUGCCUAUCGUGGGCAACCUCUUUGACGUAAAGCCCUUGAGGUUCCGGUGCUUCGCCGAGUGGGCCCAGAUCUACGGCCCGAUCAUAUCGGUGUGGACGGGGUCCAACUUGAACGUGGUCGUUUCGAGCCCGGAGCUCGCGAGGGAGGUGCUGAAGGAGAAUGAUCAACAGUUGGUGAACAGGCAUAGGAGCAGAUCGGUGACUAAGUUUACCAGUGAUGGACAGGACCUCGCUUGGGCCGAUUAUGGGGCCCACUAUGUGAAGGUUAGGAAACUUUGUACACUUGAGUUGUUUUCUGCGAAGAGGAUUGAGGCCCUUAGGCCCAUUAGGGAAGAUGAGGUUACGGGCAUGGUUGAGUCCUUGUUCAAUGACUGCACUAAACCUGAAAAUUCAGGAAAAGGUUUUGUCGUGAGGAAAUACUUGGAAGCAGUAGUAUUCAACAACAUAACCAGACUGGCAUUCGGCAAGCGGUUUGUGAAUUCAGAGGGCUUGAUAGACGAUCAAGGCCUAGAGUUUAAGGCGUUAGUGGCCACCAGCUUAAAACUGGGGGCGUCGCUGUCCCUGGCAGAGCACAUCCCCUGGCUCCGAUGGAUGUUCCCUCUGGAAGAAGAGGCUUUCGCCAAGCACGGCGCAUGGCAGAAACGGCUUACCGAGACCAUCAUGGAAGAGCACACCGCUGCCCGCCACAAGAGCGGCGACGCCAAGCAGCAUUUCGUGGAUGCGUUGCUGACAUUGAAAGAGAAGUAUGAGCUUAGCGAGGUCACAGUCAUUGCGGUUCUUUGGAACAUGAUCCAUGCAGGCAUAGACACAACGGCUGUCGCUGUUGAGUGGGCAAUGGCCGAGCUGAUCAAGAACCCUAGGGUGCAACAAAAAGCUCAAGAGGAAUUAGACCGCAUCGUGGGUCAUGAACGGGUCAUGGCCGAAUCCGACUUCUCUGACCUCCCUUACCUGCAAUGUGUUGCCAAAGAAGCCUUGAGGUUACACCCUCCGACCCCACUAACGCUUCCCCACAAGGCCACUUCCAACGUCACAAUUGGCGGUUACGAUAUCCCUAAAGGAUCCAACGUCUUCGUAAACGUGUGGGCCGUGGGCCGUGACCCGACAGCUUGGAAAACCCCAGACGAGUUCCAGCCCGAGAGGUUUUUGGAGGAGGAUAUUGAUGUGAAGGGCCACGAUUUCCGGUUGUUGCCUUUUGGGGCGGGCCGACGGGCCUGCCCCGGAGCUCAGCUCGGGAUCAACUUGGUGACAUCAAUGCUUGGUCAUCUUCUCCACCAUUUCUGGUGGGCCCCGCUGGAAGGUGUGAAGCCGGAAGAGAUAGACAUGUCGGAGAACACCCCGGGGUUGGUGUGCUUUAUGAGAACCCCUUUGCAGGCUGUUGCUAAACCAAGAUUGUCUGCUCACCUGUAUAAACGUAAAGCUGUUGACAUGUAAUUUUCGACUUUGAUUAAUUUGCUGCUAUUCAAAGUAGUAGUUCUUAUUGUUUUGGAAUUGCGAUGUGUUCGAAUUAUAUGGAUAUCAAGACUGGAAAAAUAGGGCUGACAGUGUUGCCCCAUUUUCGCCCCUGAUAUCCUUGUUAGCGCCUUCAUUUGUUAUUGUUAAACUAUUUUCUCAUUCUGGAAAUAGGACUGGAAACUGUUUUUGGUAAGGUUUCUUGAGUCGACAGUGGGAACUGUUUUCUGAAGUCCUGGAGAAAGGUUUCACAAGAAAAAACGAGAACGAUUGAGUUUCAUACUGUUCAAUGAUUCUGUUCCGAGCCCCAGAAAAACAAAUGAAAGCAAACAGAUAAUGUUUUGGAGCUCCAAAAUUGUUCAAUCGAAGGGGUAACAAAGGCUAUACAGAGUCAAAUAUUCUGGCAAACUUCACAGCGAGAGCAUGUUUCCAUGGAGAAUAGGAUCCACUCAAGUCUCGUCUCGAAACGGACAGGACGGUCUUGUUUAUUGGCAAUUCCUGGAUCCACAUAGCAACCGUUCACUUUCAAGAUAAAUGUUUUUCAACCGAUAUCCGAUCAACAGGGUUUUUGACGUAGCUGCAGUUGCCCACGAGCUCUCAAAAAGAGGACCGUUUCAAUCAUUCAAGUGAACCCACAAAGAGCCACAAAGGCUGAACAGGACCGCUCCUGUGACUUGCCAUGUCUUUGUUAGGUAACAGUUGUUAACUCAGAACUCACAACUCUCAAGUGAUCUCAGAGCUGAGAGAAGAAAAAUGCGAGCAUAAAAUGGGAAACUCUAGAAUCUAUGAUAGAUUGGUUAAUCAAGGAAUGCACAGCUCAUUCAAUAAAUUUCAGUAAUGUGGACUCAAACAAGCACAACUGAACAACAGUAUAAACUGAGAAAUAACCAACAAAUCAUCAUUCGGUAAUCGCCAUCUUUAAAAGAAACUAGAUCACCAUGGUGUGGUUCUGAGUAAAACAUGUCCAAAUCAUCUUAUUUGCAUGUAGUUCUAGCCAGUAAGAAGAGUACACCUUAUUUGCUCACAUUCCAAACUCAAGACAGGAAAAGAAUACCAUAUAAAUAGACCUGUUCGGCUCAAAAUGCUUCAUAAAUGAAAGGUAAACCAGGAAAGCACCAUUCUCAGAAUCACGAAUCCAGUAAGCAAAAAAAGAGGGCUAGCAAAAAUCACGAGUCAUAAGAAGAAAAUAACAGCAUAGAAAGGUGUAAUGUAUAUAAUAGAGUGAAAGUGGUACAGCGUCACAAAUUUACAACUUGCACAAUAACUGCCAAACAUUAGCUGUAUCGUUCGAUAUUGCAGUAAAAGCAUGGCAGCACUGUACAGGCUUCUUAGAAACUAGGUUGUAUUUACAAACACAUAUUCAACAUAAAAGCCAGGUUAAUAUGUUUAGAAGUAAUAUUGUUCCAUUUGGUUCAGAAAAAGAAAAAAUUAUUCCUUCAAAGGUCUUAUUUGCAACUGCAUUCAACUCCCCUUUGUUACAUCCGCUCCUAAGCUUAUGAAGCAGAGAGGAUUUCAGACGAUCUUCAAUUACCU
Molecule: messenger RNA, 3168 nt
Organism: Rhododendron vialii
Lineage: Eukaryota; Viridiplantae; Streptophyta; Magnoliopsida; Ericales; Ericaceae
Product: cytochrome P450 98A2-like
Exons: 3
Coding region: 82-1617 (511 amino acids)
Molecular function (GO): oxidoreductase activity, acting on paired donors, with incorporation or reduction of molecular oxygen; iron ion binding; heme binding
Source: RefSeq, a predicted model, not a curated record